Molecule: messenger RNA, 1023 nt
Organism: Aspergillus japonicus CBS 114.51
Lineage: Eukaryota; Fungi; Ascomycota; Eurotiomycetes; Eurotiales; Aspergillaceae
Exons: 4
Coding region: 1-1023 (340 amino acids)
Source: RefSeq, a predicted model, not a curated record
AUGGGUGACUUCUCGCCCCCCCCUUACCAGCUCCUGUCUGAAGCAAUCAUAUUCUGGAGCGUCGCAACCGUGCUAUACAUUGGCAGGAUAGUUUCCCGUGUCAUCUCAACCGGUUCGAUCAAGCGCCUAUAUUUUGAGGACUAUGUGAUGAGCGUCACGUUUUUGAUCUAUACAACGUUGCUGGUUCUGAUUCAAGUCUCCGCCCACUAUGCGUCUAAUCUCUUCGAUCCGGCACAAUAUGAUGAGAUCAUGUCCAACCCACAAGAAGUGCGUGAUCGUAUCUUUGGGAGCAAGAUCGUCAUUGGCCUUGAGCAGUGCAUGCUAUUCUCUACCUGGGGAGUCAAGAUUUGCAUGUUGACCAUGUUCUGGCGGCUCACCCAGAAUUUCCGGCUGCUGCGCAUGUAUGUCAAACUGAUAGCCGCCUUAAUUGCCGUCGGUUUCCUCGUGAUCAUGGUCACGUACUAUGCCGUCUACUGCCGGCCAUUCUCGCAGUACUGGGCCAUGCCGGUGCGGGACAUGCAAUGCGCGACCUACCAGAACUACUCCAUUACCCAAGCGGUCUUCAACAUCUCCUCCGAUGCUGCCAUGCUCGCGCUGCCAUUUCCUCUACUGCGGAAGGCUCAGAUGAGGAGGGGGAAGAAAAUCAUGCUGGCGGGCGUCAUGAGCUUGGGGGUAUUCACAAUCGCCGCUGCGAUUCUCAACAAGGUCUUCAAUUUCGCCUCCCCCUUGACAACCACUUAUCAACUCUGGUAUAUACGGGAGGCGAGCACUGCGAUUUAUGUCGCAAAUAUGGCAUGUCUGUCGCCGCUAAUCCGGAGGGUGUUCAGCUCGAAAAUGUAUCAGAAGACGAACAGAUUGCAUGGUCAGCAUGCCCGUUGGCAUGGUAUAGAUCCUUCCAGCGCAUCACGUUCCAUGCAAAGCAAGAAAAAUCCGAGAUGCUGGCACCCAAUCCAUUUAUCUCAUGCCUCCGAAGGGAAGUUUGACCAGUGCACCAUGAGUAUCAGGAAAGCCCUACGAGGAUAA